Xenia sp. Carnegie-2017 is the source of this 739-nucleotide messenger RNA. Its product is annotated as fibroblast growth factor 18-like. Bases 109 to 633 code for a protein of 174 amino acids. The transcript is spliced from 5 exons. NCBI's taxonomy places the organism in Eukaryota, Metazoa, Cnidaria, Anthozoa, Malacalcyonacea, Xeniidae. Gene Ontology annotation, biological process: cell differentiation; regulation of cell migration; fibroblast growth factor receptor signaling pathway. The record is from RefSeq and is a predicted model, not a curated record. Gene Ontology annotation, molecular function: growth factor activity; fibroblast growth factor receptor binding. Gene Ontology annotation, cellular component: cytoplasm.
UCUAUAAAUGCGGCGUACGACAGUAGUUGCUGAUUAUAUGUGCAAGAGAAAACGACCAGCUUACUUCACUUAAAUUUUGGAUGAAAAUUAUUUUGCCCAGACGACACGAUGAUGAUCAUUGGAUUGUUGAUUCUUCUACGACAACUUACGAAAGUGCAAACAAUUCCACUUAAUGUGCAAAGAACUGUUGUAAAGACGUCUCCAUCAAAAGAAGAUAUAGGUGCAAGAUUAAAACGUGCAAAUAUUCCACGCACUAGUUUACUCUAUUCUCGACAUACAUCGAAAUUUGUGAAAGUAAAUGGAAGUAAAAUCCACGCCAACGCAAACAGAAACGACGCUUAUGCCGAACUCAUUCUGACGACACGAGGUAUUAAUGGCGAGCAAUCUAUUCAAGGAAAAAAGAGCAAAAUGUUUAUAUGCAUGGAUAAAAAAGGAAAAAUUAUAAGCAUGGGAACUUUCAAAGCUCAAAGAUGUACUUUUUUACACCGAAUCAACGACGACGGCUACCACACGUUUCGAUUGCUCAGUAAUCAACGAUGGUUUCUCGGUUUUAAACAAAACGGUAGACUAAAGCAUGGAAAUAAGACAAGCCACGACCACAAGGCCGCUUGGUUGAUGAUGGAAACAUCUUGACGUCAAACUGACAGAAAUAAAUGUGUGUAUAGAUGUAUAAAAUAUUUUUGUCGACAAGAUAAUUAUUUAUUUAUUUAACUUAUUUCAAAAUAAAAUAUUCAAGUAA